Messenger RNA from Aaosphaeria arxii CBS 175.79, 2139 nucleotides. Its product is annotated as glycoside hydrolase family 31 protein. Gene Ontology annotation, biological process: carbohydrate metabolic process. The record is from RefSeq and is a predicted model, not a curated record. The coding region runs from base 1 to 2139 and encodes 712 amino acids. NCBI's taxonomy places the organism in Eukaryota, Fungi, Ascomycota, Dothideomycetes, Pleosporales. The transcript has a single exon. Gene Ontology annotation, molecular function: carbohydrate binding; hydrolase activity, hydrolyzing O-glycosyl compounds.
AUGAUUUUCCGAGCUUUGCUCGCUCUGGCAACCUUCGUGCCACCGUCCCUUUGCAAUUAUACAAUUUCCCUGACCAGCACGAAUGGUAUAACCAUCUCUGAUGGAAACAAGACUGUCGUCAACAAUGCAGCAAUCCUUUCCGGAACCCAAAAUACUACUGUGUCGGCCUUGAAGAACGCAACGCAAGGUCUUACGUACGAAUUGAUCACUCCUACCGUUGCUAAAGUCCAAUUGAACACCACUGCCAACUUCCACGGUGCGCGAUUCACAGCGGAACCGGAUACACAUUUCUUUGGUGUUUGGGAGUACCCGUUCAAUUACCAAAUAACAAACAAGAACGUUUCCUUUGAUCUGAAAGGUGUCGGCAACAAUGUCGGAAUCAAUUGGGUGAAUGCGCGUGCUCCGUUCUUUCUCACAUCUGCCGGGUAUGGCGUGUACACCGAUACACUGAAGAUGGGGUCUUAUGACUUCACAACUCCCGGCGAGGCUCAAUUCAUAUUCAACACGAGUAGUCUGCUGUACUACAUCAUCCUCCCCAAGGAACAAGGAGAUAUCAAGAGCAUAAUCGAGCAGUACACCGAAUUAUCAAGUAGGAGCGAGAUCCCGUCAACUUCAGGUCUAGGCCCAACGUUCUGGUCGGACGACUUUACCCAAGACUUCCAUGGCUCCGUUUCAAACGCUGAGGAGAACAUCUACGAUGUAGUAAAUCACCUCUACUAUAACCAAAUUCGUGCGACAUCAUCAUUCGCGGACCGUCCAUACGGCACGGGAAAUCGGUCUUGGGGUAACUUCGAUUUCGACCCGAAGUUCUAUCCCAAUGUAGAAGUCUUCCUCAAGAAUUUGACAGAUUGGGGAUUCGACUUCCAGGUCUGGAUCGCAAACCGCGCACAGUUGGGCACAGAGUUAUACAAUAAGAGUCUGGCGGAAGGGUGGCAGUAUCCUCUCGAUCUGCCUCCGCUUGGCGCCUUGGGCGCGGCAUUGGAUCUGUCGAUCCCAGAAGCGUACCAAUAUUUCGAAAAGAAGCUUGAAUACUUCGCAUCAAUUGGCGUCAAAGGGUACAAAAUUGAUCGAGGCGAGGAAGGCGAGAUGCCGGACUAUGUACAAAACGAACAAAUGGCAUUGUUCUUACAGCUCGCCUACGACUCCAUGGUACAGAAGCACGGAGCGACGAAGUUCCACAACUUCGCACGUAGUGCAGUCGAUCGGUCGCGCUCGGUCACGCAUAUCUGGAAUGGAGACAGCCAUGCCAAUUUCACUGGCUUGGCAUACUCGGUCGCAUCCGGUAUUCGAUCCGGACUGAUCGCUUUUGGUAUCUGGGGCUCGGAUACUGGUGGGUAUACCCGAGAGGGGACGUUGACGCCGACUGAGGAGGUUUGGGCGAGAUGGAUGUGGUUCUCUGCUUUCUCUCCCGUCUAUGAACUCAUGCUUGGAACGAAUCAUACUCCAUGGUACGAGCCGUAUACGCAGCAAACCGUCGACGUCUUGAAGCAAACGGCAAAUCUCCAUGCUGAUCUUACACCAUACAUCAAAAGCUAUGCCUACGUGAACAGCAAGACCGGAGUUCCAAUCAUCCGGGCUCUCUUCCUUGAGGCGCCCGAAGACUCCGCGACAUGGGAAGUACCAGACGCAUACUUCUUCGGAUCCGAAUUUAUUGUCGCUCCCAUAGUCACUUCAGGUGGAUCUCGAAGUGUUUACUUCCCUAAAGGUCCAUCGAAGAGGUACAUCGAGUAUUUCAACAAGACGUCUAUUCACGCAGCCGGAACGACUGCCAAUGUCAGCCUUCCUGUAACUUCGAUUCCAGUAUAUGUCAAAGAGGGCGCUAUUAUCACGCGAGGAGACAUCUUUCAAGGCAAUGCAAAGUGGGUGGAGGAUUGGCAAGCAUUCCUUUUCAUUGAGGUGUUCCCAAGUUGGGAUGUUCCUGAAUCAAGAUUCACGUACUACAGUGGAGAGGGCAACGAAGGUAAAGCAGUGGAGAUUGUCCUCGCUACGAACAAAGAAGACAGGACAGUAAAGGUUGUGUAUGGGGAUCUUGGUGUUGAGGCAGCGGUCCUAUGGCAGCUAAAAUCAGGCCCCAAAGAGGUCAACUUGAAUAGGGGCGGUGGUUACACAACACUUACGGAUGUGGAGCUCUUGUUCUAG